Molecule: messenger RNA, 446 nt
Organism: Pomacea canaliculata
Lineage: Eukaryota; Metazoa; Mollusca; Gastropoda; Architaenioglossa; Ampullariidae
Exons: 3
Coding region: 26-373 (115 amino acids)
Source: RefSeq, a predicted model, not a curated record
GUUGUAAGAGAGAGUAGUUGACCCCAUGUUCUCGAGUGCUAUAAAACCAUGGGAGUUUGUUUACGAAACACACGAGAGUUGUCUGUGUGUGGAAGGGGAAGCUGGAGCAGGGUGCGUUGAACGAGGGUCUUUGCUGCCUCGCGAGGGAGAGUGGCCACAGGGAGAGGGAAGGUGUGGAAUUUUCACACCCGCUGCCGGAGACGCCUCAGGGUUGACAUUGGAUAAGGAUCCACCACAAGAAGUAACUAUCACAUCGAAGCCUCUGACCAGCAAACGACUUCUAGAAACUCUCCAGCAGCGAGCAGGAGGGAGUCAGGGGAAGGAGGAGAUGGUUGCCACGCUAUGCACAGGGGAGGCGGCAGCUCGCAGCUAGUCGGCGACACCAUCACAGCGAGGGCGCAAGCGUAAGGAAUUUGUGCGACAGCCUCUACCCACGGUGCAGCUGC